This is a messenger RNA of Rhodotorula toruloides NP11, 2691 nucleotides long. RefSeq lists its product as uncharacterized. The record is from RefSeq and is a predicted model, not a curated record. The transcript is spliced from 12 exons. Bases 1 to 2691 code for a protein of 896 amino acids. Lineage: Eukaryota; Fungi; Basidiomycota; Microbotryomycetes; Sporidiobolales; Sporidiobolaceae.
AUGACCUCGGCGCAGCGCACGUCGGGGCACCCCCGUCAGGACAAGCCUCUGGCGACCGCGACUGCUCGACUGAAGCAACGACGCGAGAAGCGCGAGGAGGACGCGGCGCAGGUCGAGCUUGAGGCGGUCAGGAGGGAGCUCGAGGAGGUGAGGAAGAGGUUACACCAGUUGCUCGUCGACAAGGGCGGCGGAAGUGGGGCCAUCAAGGUGCUACAGAAGGAAGUGGGCGAAUUGAGGGCCAAGGUCGACGAGCUUGUGGCGACUCUUCUCACCGCCAACGCAGAACGCGACGAGUUUGCCGACCUGCUCGAAGUGGCUCAGGCGAAGGAGGCGGAGCACGAACGGAGGAAGGAGGCGCUUGAUCGUCUCGAGCACGAGCUGGAGCAGGCCCGGCAAGAGACGGCCGCGACGAAGCAGAUUGUGGCGCUGAAGGAGGAGGCGAUUCGCGCGCUCAAGAGCCAGGUCGAGGCAAAGCAGCGGGCGAAGCAGGAACUCGGCUCGCGAGCAGGAGACGACUACUUCCGAGGAGGCGCAUCGAUUCACUCGCUCAACAACCUUGACCUCUCGACACUCGCUGCCGGUCCGCGCCUCGCCCUCGUUGGCCGACAAAUCUGGUCCGUCUUCGACCCGGAGCACUUCACCCGCAAUGCCGUCGAUGAGCACUACUACGACCCGCGACUCGGCCGCACCAAGUCUCGGGUCGUCGAGCCACUCGUCCCGCAGGUCGGCAAGAGUGUGCGCAUGCCCGCCGUCUUCGAGCAGCUCGUCGAGUCGCAGCCUCUCCCGCCCACCGAGCUCCUCAAGCGCCCGGACUGGCUCAAGGAGGUCAGGCGCCAGCCGCUCGUCUACUCGCGCUCGCCGGUCGAGGUCGUCGAUGGUCCGGUUCGAACGAGGCGUGGUCUGCCCAUCUCGUGGCCGCGGCUUGACAAGCGGGAAGGCCAAAUGGGCGUCAGGUCGCUCUUGAAGAGGACGGACCCGCUCAAGCUGCAUCAGGCGGGUGUCGCUCUCGGCGGCAACGCCAUCGCCGGCGGACUCGUCGUCGCUCCCGCUCCGGCGAACUACCCUCAACCGUUCGCCGAAGCAACGUUCAAGUACCAUUGGCAUCGCACGCGCCAGCUCCAGCGACAGUCGAAUCAGGCGAUGAGCAGGAUCAACAAUCGCUUCUCGGACGAACUCGCCUCGCCAACACCGGCUGGUCCGACUGCAGGCGCACCCGGCAGCUUCUAUUCCCUCCAGCACAAAGGGACAGUCGCAGCUCUCGCCCACCUCACCUCGUCGAGCCCGAUCGUCUCGGAGCAGCGCGCAAAGGCCAAGAUCACGAAGACCGCCGAGACGGCGAGCGCAGCGGCGCAGUUCGUCUCGCUCCUCCUCGGCAAGCCCGCACCCGCCAUACCCUCGGCCGGCGACGGCGACGGCAGGGCUGCCAUCGUCUACGUCGACGACACGCCGGGCAAGGGCGGCUUCGUUCGCGGGCCAAAGUCGCAGGCGCCGUUCGUCAGGGCUGCCGACGUCGAGCUCACUCGUCGACGGGUCGAACACCUCAUGCCGGUCGUGCCGUCCAAGUACACGGGCGAGCGGUGCCCGAAUCCCAAGUGUGUCGACAGCGGCUUGCGUUCGAUCAUCAGUCCUCCUACGUACGAGGAUGGGACGAAGGAGACGCGGCUCGGCGAGUGCGAAGUCUGCGGGCUGAUUGCCGCGAGGGAGGCAGUUUUGGGUGCGAACCUGAUUACGAGAGGGCAUUGCUCCGAAGUGCGCGAGAAGCGGCUCGUCAAGGAACAGGCGGCCUGCGAUGGCAAGCAGCAGGAGCAAGAGCAGAUCAAGCAGAGCGUGACUCCCCCGAAGCAGCCGCAUUCGGUCAGCCCUUCGCUGGGAGACUCUACUCUAGCUUCAACGGUGACAGUCACUUCCGACUUUUUCGACGGCCCGAAGGCUCUGCUCGCCGCUACGGAUGGAAGGCUCGGCGCGGACGGAGUUCGCCAGCUCAAGAGCGACUUCGUUAUCGCGGAACGCUACCUCACUCGCUACUACCAUCUUCUCGACGCUCUCGCUCUCAGCGACCGCGACGUCACGAACCUCCUCCUCGCGCCAGAGACCGUGCGCCACUGCAUCGCCGAACUUCCCGCCAAAUCGCUCAUCGACUUCGUCCACAAGUCGGCCAAGAGCCGCUUGCCCGUCUCUCCGGACGCCGAGGACCGGGCGCGCAAAUACUGCAGGCUACUGAAGAAGGCAGAGCGGGACCUCGAGACGGCCAAGCAGCGUCUGGCGAACAGGUCUCCGAACCCGGUGCAGGGCCUGGAUCGGCUGGAGAGCCGCGAGGAGGUCGAGAGGCUACGGGCGGCGGUCUCGCAGAAGAAUGAGGAGAUCUCGGAGCUCGCAAGGGACUUCGAGGACCAUUCGAAGCAGGGUGAGGCGCAGGUCGACGAUCUGCAGGAGCGUCUCGAACAGGCGACGGCGGAGCUCGAGCUCGUCCGCACGGGUGCUACCAGAAGCAACAAGACCACCGAGAAUGGCGACAAAGCUGCCUUCCCCAUCUCUUCCAGCUUCCCCUUCGACGAGGCCGCCGCCACCCUCGACCACGUUGGUACGCUAUUGCCUCGCCUGGCGCAGAUUAUCGAAGAGCUUGAGGAGGAAAACGAGGACUUGCGCGAGGACGCCGCUUUUCUCAUGGCACGACAGACUUUGCAGGCGUAG